Messenger RNA from Aureobasidium musti, 2790 nucleotides. Lineage: Eukaryota; Fungi; Ascomycota; Dothideomycetes; Dothideales; Saccotheciaceae. The record is from the annotation of a GenBank genome assembly.
AUGCUCAGCACUUCGAAGCGCAACGCCCAGCGUGAGGGCCAGUCUGGUGGUGCCUCUUCUGCCACUCGGUCUGCUGCCCAUCUUUCGCUUGCCCGCUUCGAUGGUAACCGCGAUCCCGUUCCUGCCGGUCCUGCCGCUCAGGUGAUCCCUGGUAUCUCCAACAACGUCAAGAACAUCGAUCUUGGCGGCACCAUGUGGACCGACGCUCGCGGCGCUCGUCACGCCUUCCAGGGUCGCCAGCCUGCUUCCAAGCUCGGCAGAGAGGUCAACAUUCAGUUGAACGCCUUCCCUGUCACUCGUCUCCCUGAGAAGCCCAUCUACCAAUAUCAAGUUCAGGUCGGUACUGGUGCUGAGAAGCGCGGCUUGAUCAGGGCUGUCUGGAACAGCAAGACCACCAAGGACAACCUCCCCGAUGCAGGUGCACGCUGGAUCUUUGAUGGAAACAGUCUUGCCUGGUCUCUCGACAAAUACAACGAGAUCCGCUUCAACGUCGAUCUCGACAAGGAGCCUGGUCACAAGGCUCGCCCUGGCCGUAGUGACACUCAUCGCGUCGUCAUCCAGCCUACCGCUGUCAUUGACUUCACCCCUUUGAACGCUUACCUUAGCGGUACUGCUACUUACGACGCCAAGAUCCUCCCGGCUAUCACUGUACUUGAUCACAUUAUGCGUGAGAGCCCUUCCAACUCCAACCGUUUCAUCUCAAUCAAGCGCUCCUUCUUCGCUGCGGCUUCUCAGCGCAACGCCCUUGGUGGUCAUGUUGAACACACCACUGGUGUUUAUCAGUCUCUCCGUAUUGCACAUCACCCUGGUGGUCACCGUCUUGUCGUCAAUGCCGACGUGGCCAACGGAACCUUCUGGCAAUCUGGUCCUCUCUCCAGAGCCGUUGUGGCUGUUACGAGACUCAACAACGAGUCUGAGAUUCAGCGAUUGCUCGCUCCCAACAACCCCAAGUUCUACGACCUUCGCCGUCUGAAGAAGCUUCGUGUCGUCGCCGCUCAUCGCAAGGGCGCUGAGGACAAAUACGUUAUCGACUCUAUCUUGAGACAGGACUCAUCCCACCAAUUGAGAUUCAAGGACGGCAGCGUUCAGACUGUUGCCCAAUUCUUCCAGACUACCCACAACAUUCGCCUUAGUCAUCCUAACUGGCCCGUUGUCCAGAUGACUAAGAAGGCUGUCCUCCCUUUGGAACUUCUGAAGCUCGAGGACAACCAGCGCUACACCUUCAAGCUCGAUGAGGUUCAGACCUCUUCCAUGAUCAAGAGGGCUGUCACUCCUCCCAGCACGCGUUGGGCCGCCAUCAAGGCCGGUGUUGACAUGAUCAACUGGACCACGGACCCUGUUAUCCAGGAGUUCGGCAUGUCCAUCGAGCAGAAACCUAUCAUUGCUAAGGCCCGUCUGUUGCAAAACCCCAAGCUGCAGUUCGGUGGUACUGGUGGCACCUCUCAGGCUGAUCCCAAGACCAGUGGCCGUUGGGACCUCAAGGGCAAGAAGUUUGCAUCUGUCCCUCCGACUAACUUUCUCGCAAGCCAAACCUGGGGAGUUUGCGUGGUGCCUGCCAGAUUCCAGGCUGAUAGGGCUGCGAUUGAGAGGUUCGUCAAGACCUUUGUCCAAACCUAUGGUGCUCACGGCGCAUCGCUUCCUCCUACGAUGAUGAACCCUGCCAUUCACUACCCUUCAAAUGCCGAUCCUGCUGUCUUUGCGCAGGAGACUUGGAUUGCUGCCGGUAACAAGCAUAAGCAGAAGCCUUCGAUUCUCAUGUUCAUUCUCAUGGACAAGAACAGCACUACAUACGGCAAGAUCAAGCGCUACUGCGAAUGCAAGCUGGGUAUCCCUUCCCAGUGCGUCCAGUACGCCCAUGUCCAGAAGGCCCAGGCUCAGUACAUCUCCAACGUCUUGAUGAAGUUUAACGCCAAGUUGGGCGGUUUCACCAACACUGCUUUUGGCCAAGUGACUCAGAAGACCCCUAUUCUCGACAACACCACUGUGGUGAUUGGCGCCGAUGUCUCCCACUCUGCUNNCCCCGGUCUGAAGGGCCCUUCCAUGGCUGCCAUGACUGUCUCGAUGAACGUUCAGGCCACCCGCUACGCUGCUGCUGUCGAGACCAACGGUUUCCGUGUCGAGAUGAUCACCGAUGAGAACAUCGAGAAGCACAUUAUGACGCUUAUCAAGCAGGGCUGGUGCAACAAGGUUGGCCAAGGUAGACCUCCUGCUACCGUUGUCUACUUCCGCGAUGGUGUCUCUGAGGGCCAGUUCGCCCAAGUCAUCGACAAGGAAGUCGCUGCCAUGAAGAGAGCCUUCGCCAAGGGCAACGUUACUCCCAAGUUCUUGGUUAUCAUCGCAUCCAAGCGCCACCACGUCCGUUUCUUCCCUCAGAGUGGUGGUGACAAGAACAACAACGCCCUUCCCGGCACUCUUGUCGAGACCGGAGUCACCCAGCCAUACGAGAACGACUUCUACCUGUGCGCCCACGCUGCUAUCAAGGGUACUGCUCGCCCUGUCCACUACAACGUUCUUCUGAACGAGCCCCAGUGGGCCAAUGAGAAGAUCCAGACUCUCAUCUACGAGCACUCGUACCAGUACAUCCGUGCCACUACCCCAGUCUCGAUCUUCCCCGCUGUCUACUACGCCCACAUCGCCUCUCUGCGUGGUGUUCACCACAGCAAGAGCUUCGGUGUCGUCGACGACCAGACCAGCGCUCACGACAGCAACGCCACCGAUGUGCCUGUCUUCCCACCUCUUCUUCCCAUGGUUAACCCUGGAGUCAUGAACCCCGGCAUGUGGUACAUCUAA